Diachasma alloeum is the source of this 474-nucleotide messenger RNA. RefSeq lists its product as uncharacterized. The record is from RefSeq and is a predicted model, not a curated record. The transcript is spliced from 2 exons. The coding region runs from base 1 to 474 and encodes 157 amino acids. Lineage: Eukaryota; Metazoa; Arthropoda; Insecta; Hymenoptera; Braconidae.
AUGAACAAUCAGUCCGAACAGCUGAGACGAGAACUGAGAGCCAAAAGGCUCAGUGAAGCACAAGUGUCAGUGUUGGCACAAGGACACAACUUUGCUGUUGCGCCCAAAAAAAUUUCAACUGAGGAAAUCAUCAGUCGGAUCGAGGAGAAUGGCAAUGAGAUCCAGAGGCAGUUGUCCGACAUCUUUCACAAGGCUACAUCCACUAGUGACAAUAUCACCAGGGUGGAACCUCUUGCAGUGCGUAGUCUAAAGGAGCAUAAUGAUAUCAUUAUUCUGCCGACGGACAAAGGCAAUACGACGGUGGUUAUGGAUGAGGACGACUACUCCGGAAAGCUCAGUGCAAUGUUUGGUGAUUCCAGAAUUUACACUAAACUCAAGAAGGAUCCGACUCGUAUAAUUGAGGGAAAAACUGCUGAUCUCCUGAAGAAGGCUGGUCUCUCGGCCGAUCUGACGCAAGUACUCAUUCUUAAAUAA